CCAGAUUUGGGAAAAAAAAAGUUGUUUCACUUUAAAGUGGGAUCUAAAACUUCAAUUUCGAGCAGAUCGAGUGGCUGAUUGCUGAGAACAUCUCGCUGUACUUCAAACAAACGUCCAAAUCAUGUGGAGCGGCCAGAACGACGGCGACCAGCACGGUCAUGUGACUGCCAGGAUGGAGACCAGUUUGCCGAUGGGCACCACCAGUAUCUCCGUAUCGCAGCACCAGUCUCCCAAAAAGUUCGCCCCGGUGGUGGCACCCAAACCCAAGUUCAACCCCUACAAGCUGGGAGAGGGUCCGCACGACAGUGCAGGUGACUACCUCCCUCCUCCCCCGCCCGAGCUGGACCACAGCGGACUGUCGUACUCGUCCCUCCCGUCACCCCCAGCGAUGGACGAAUUUGGCUUCCAGAUCAGACGUCCGGAGAAGACCCUGGAGGAGCGGCGCUCCAGUCUGGACGCUGAAAUCGACUCCUUGACCAGCAUCCUGGCCGAUCUGGAGAGCAGCUCGCCGUAUAAGAGCCGUACUCCACAGAACUCCAACACUCUGCCCAUCAUGAGCCCCAACGCUCCGGUCACCGGCUACAAGCGCAUGGUCAUCCCCAACCAGCCACCUCUGACCGCCACCAAAAAGUCCACCCCCAAACCUCAGGCACCUCCGUCCACGGCUCCGGUCUCCUCUCCGGCCUCCCCUCCGGCACCGCGCCCCCAGCAGCCGGUCCCGGCCUCCUACAGCACGGCCUCCACCCCGAGCCAGCCCACCUACAGCGUCCAGGCACGCGCCGCCCAGCCUGGACCCCAGCAGCCCCUGCAGCAUCAGCAGCCGGGCCGAGCCCCGUACGCCCAGGGGCAGUACGCGCCCGCCCAGUACGCCCCGGCACAGCCACGGGGCCCCGACUUCGCCUACGGGCCCCCGCAGCCCACCUUCUCCCCCGCCGGAGGCUACCAUGACCCACACUACGGUGGACACCCAGCCCCUGCGGGCCAGAACGCCUGGAGACCCGAGCCAGGUUACCACCACCAACCGGCGCCCCCACACAGUCAGACCUACCAGCCACCCGCACCCAAGAAGACCUACAUUACUGACCCGCCCGCCAGCCUGGCACCGUACGGAGCGGGAACCAUGGGAGCUCAGAAGGCUCCUGCUCAGUCCACCGCUCGUCCUGAGGAGGAGCUGGACCGGCUGACCAAGAAGAUGCUGUUCGACAUGAACAACCCGCCAUCCGAGGAAUAUUUCGGCCGCUGUGCCAGCUGCGGGGAGAACGUGGUGGGAGAAGGAACCGGAUGCACGGCCAUGGAUCAGGUCUUCCACGUGGACUGCUUCAUCUGCAUGACCUGCGGCUCCAAGCUGAGAGGGAAACCCUUCUACGCCGUGGAUAAGAAGGCCUACUGUGAGCCGUGCUACGUCAACACUUUGGAGACCUGUAACAUCUGCAGUAAGCCCAUCAUGGAGAGGAUCCUGCGGGCGACGGGCAAGGCGUACCACCCUCACUGCUUCACCUGCGUGGUGUGCCACCGCAGCCUGGAUGGCGUCCCGUUCACCGUGGAUGCCUCCAACCACAUCCACUGCAUCGAGGACUUCCACAAGAAGUUCGCCCCUCGCUGCUCGGUGUGUAUGGGACCCAUCAUGCCGGCUCCCGGUCAGGAGGAGACGGUGCGCAUCGUGGCCCUGGACAGGGAUUUCCACGUGCAGUGUUACCGCUGUGAGGACUGCGGCUGCCUGCUGUCCGAGGGAGACAAUCAGGGCUGCUACCCGCUGGACGGCCACGUCCUCUGCAAGAACUGCAACACCAGCCGCAUCCAGGCCCUGACCGCCAAGGCCACCACCGACCUCUGAGUCCGUCCGGGCCCUGUACGCACGAGCACGUAUAAUCCCGCCGCUUCAGCUAUAUAUGUUUACUUAUCCGCUGCCGUGCAAGACGCAUUCGUUUAUUAUUAUUUUUAUUUUUUAAUUAGGCUCAGCGAGGGGAACAGUCCAGCAUUUUCCCACCCUCUUUCUAUCAUAUCUGCUUUAUUUACCGGAAAAUAAUAUUAAUAAGUAAACUAAAUCCUGUACUGUAACGAUAACAGUACAGUACAGAGGUAAAACAUCCAAAUCUCAGAUCUGCUGCCUGUCGGGCGCCUGUACGGACGAUAACCGGCUCAUCCGAGCGAGGCUUUCCGUAUAGAUUCCUCCUAACUGCUGCAGUUACGACCUCUGCUGGCUGAUCCAUGGUAUUACACCUCCACUGCUGCAGACUGUGACUAACACGUGUGCAGUACCGACCGAUUCCUUUCAUAUGGAGAUCCGUAUCGCACACGGAGACUCACUCAUGCCCCCGUAUCUGUGCAGUACAUCGAUCAGCCAGCAGAGGUCGUAACUGCAGCACUUAUGAGGAAUCUAUACGUAACCUCUCACUCAGAUGAGCAGAUCGUCGUCUUUAUAGGCGCCCAACAGGCUGUUAGCACCCCCGAAUAUUACAUAAGUUUUAAUACUCUAGUCUUUUAGGUAAAAGAGAUUUUUUUUUUACAGAAAUGCUGAAUAUUUUAAUGAUAUUAUGAAAUGUAGAAAGGCAAUCAGCAUGUGUCAUGUGUUUUAAUGCGAGUUUUAAUAAUUUUUCUGUUGUUUUUAGCCUCACGUUGCGUGAAUCAGUUGAAAAGCUGACCUUAUAUAUAUACAAAAAAAUGAAAUAAUAAAAAAACACAUUUAAAUGAUGUCCCAUUAUAAUAACUGUUAUUAGAAACAUGACACUGCGGACAUAUUUGGCUUUUUUUUUUGGUUAUAUUUAUGAAAGGUUAUGUUAGCGAUAUAGAACAGUAAAUUUAUAGCUUUAAUUACGACGUUUUAGAUUUAUUAGUUGGAGCUGAAAAUACACAAAUAGAGCUUAAUUUAAAGCUCCGCUACGCUACGGUUUUGUGCUGGUUGUAUUGAACCUGUGCUCCUCCACUCUGGCUGGAUGUGUCUCUCGGUACAUUCCUACUAAAUCAUACUUGUGUAUCGUGCUUAUUCACUUCAUUAAGGUUUAUAAUACAUAAUAGGACUGUGAACACCAGCAUUAGCAUCAGUGUACUGCUGCUUCCUCCUGCUAUACAGUACACCGCUUUAUACCAGCGCAGUUAUUAUAUUUAUACAGUGUGUAUAUCAGGAAACAAUGUAUUUAGUGCAACCAACAGAGUCCCGGGCGGGGCUUUUCUGUUCGCUGUGAUUAUCAGACGUUCCCGGAGUGAACUGUGACACAGUGAAUAUAAUCAGUGUGACAAUCAGAGUAUAAACACACGUUAUAUAGCAUUAAAAAUCACUCAGCAGCCUAGUAUUUAAAUAAAGAAACGCCUUUAAUUCACACUGCCGCAGUUUAUAAAUUCAGUGAUUAAAGAAAGUGUUGUAACCAAUAGAAAAGUCCUCAGAGUGACGGAACUGAUUCCUCUGCUUUGUGAAAGAAAGAACAAUAUGCAAUUGUGUGUUUUAUCGUUGCAUUGACACUUUAUAUGAAAUCAUAUGCAAACUUUAGGUUUUUACUCUUCAGGAAAUGUUGAGAUCGUGAUGAAUAUAUAAACAACAUCCAUCUGAAA
Trichomycterus rosablanca is the source of this 3546-nucleotide messenger RNA. RefSeq names its product LIM domain containing preferred translocation partner in lipoma (gene lpp). Lineage: Eukaryota; Metazoa; Chordata; Actinopteri; Siluriformes; Trichomycteridae. The record is from RefSeq and is a predicted model, not a curated record. Gene Ontology annotation, cellular component: stress fiber; focal adhesion. Gene Ontology annotation, biological process: cell-cell adhesion. The transcript has 11 exons. The coding region runs from base 122 to 1834 and encodes 570 amino acids.